AUCAAAACACAAGGAUCAUGGCUCUCUGGUGUUGUCUCUAACCCACUCCAGAGCCCUCUCUCUCUCAUCCAAGUCGCUUGAUGAGCACUUGAAACCUCUUGAUGCUUUAGACAUGAUGGAGCCAAUAAGAGGAUAUGGAGAUGGGUACUUGCUCUCCUUGACCCUGGGCUCACCCCCACAGGUGGUCCAAGUCUACAUGGACACAGGUAGUGACCUCACAUGGGUCCCUUGUGGCAACUUUAGCUUUGAUUGCAUGGACUGUGAUGAAUAUAGAAACUACAAGCUUCCAACUUCAACAUUCUCACCAACCUACUCUUCCUCAUGCAGUAGAGAUCUAUGCACCAGCCAAUUUUGCACCAAUGUGCAUAGCUCCGAUAACCCUUACGACCCGUGCGCGAUGGCCGGGUGCUCGCUGAGCACUCUUGUAAAUGGCUUCUGUCCCAGGCCAUGCCCUUCUUUCUCCUACACUUACGGUGCAGGUGGAAUGGUCUUGGGGAGCCUCUCUAGGGACACUUUGAGGGUUCAUGGGACUGUUACUAAAGAUGUCCCAAGUUUUUGCUUUGGUUGUGUGGGCUCUUCAUUUAGGGAGCCAAUUGGAAUUGCAGGAUUUGGAAAGGGUGCACUUUCUCUCCCCUCACAGCUUGGCUUCCUCCAAACGGGCUUCUCCUACUGCUUCUUAGGGUUUAAAUAUGCAAACAACCCUAAUAUCACUAGUCCUCUUAUUGUAGGGGAUCUUGCAAUCUCCUCUAGGGAGAACUUCAUGUUCACACCCAUGAUGAGGAGUCCCACAUACCCAAAUUACUACUACAUAGGCCUACAAGGCAUCAGUAUUAGCACUGAUGCUAGUGUUAUUGAAGAAGCCCCUCUAAAUUUAAGGAGCUUUGAUUCAGAAGGGAAUGGUGGGAUGAUCAUUGAUACAGGCACAACAUACACUCAUCUCCCCGAGCCUUUCUACUCGCUCUUGCUAUCGAACUUAAGCGCGAAGAUCGCGUACGAGAGAUCAAGCGAGUACGAGCAGCGAACCGGGUUCGAUCUAUGUUACAAGAUUCCGUACUCCAACGGCUCGCACUCGGACGACCUUCCCUCCGUAACGUUCUACUUCGCGAACGAUGUGAAGCUCGCAUUGCCUAAGGAGAGUUGCUUCUAUGCUAUGAGUGCUCCGAAGAACGGUACGGUUGUGAAGUGCUUAUUGCUACAAAGCAUGGAUGAUGGGGAUUAUGGUCCAGUUGGGGUUUUUGGGAGUUUCCAGCAACAAAAUGUGGAGGUGGUGUACGACUUAGAAAGGGAGAGAAUUGGUUUCCAGCCUAUGGAUUGUGCUUCUUCUGCAGAUGCAUAUGGCCUCCACUAGAAGCUGAGAAGUUCACAAUAAAAAAAAAAAAGCCCAAGAAUAUAGAAAUAAAGCAGUUGCUGUACUUCGAGUCUCAGAAAGGUUCCUAAACUUUUUUGUGGUUCUUGUACUUUUCUAUGGGUUUGGAUGCUGGAUUAAGGUGAUUGUUUAGUUGGAAGAUCACUUUAAUUAAUGCAAUAUAUAUAUAAUUAAGAGUUACUUGUCAAAGCAUCGAAUCAUGCACCGCCGCUCGCUAAAUAAUCACCAGAGGAAUGCAUCUAUUAAAUUAUAUACUAGUUUGUGUUAGUGCUGGUGCUCUGA
Molecule: messenger RNA, 1648 nt
Organism: Ananas comosus (pineapple)
Lineage: Eukaryota; Viridiplantae; Streptophyta; Magnoliopsida; Poales; Bromeliaceae
Product: probable aspartyl protease At4g16563
Exons: 1
Coding region: 113-1348 (411 amino acids)
Biological process (GO): proteolysis
Cellular component (GO): extracellular region
Molecular function (GO): aspartic-type endopeptidase activity
Source: RefSeq, a predicted model, not a curated record